AUGCGUGUGCGUUCGGCUUUCACCGCAUUGGCGCUGUCGGCAGCGGUCGCGCUGGCCUCGUGCCAGGGCAGCGACGUGCUGAACCUUGCCGCCGAGGCGCCGCUGCCGCGCGAUGUCGUCAACAUCAUGAGCGCCAAGGGGAUGACCAAGUCAUCGCCCAUCAUGAUGCGCAUCUUCAAGGAAGAAGAGGUGCUGGAGGUCUGGAAGCAGACCGACACCGGCCGCUACGAUCUCGUCAAGACCUAUGAGAUCUGCGAGUUUUCCGGCGACAAGGGACCAAAAUUCCGGGAAGGCGACCGGCAGAGCCCGGAAGGGUUCUACUUCGUCAACCGGAACCUUCUGAACCCCAAUUCGAGCUAUCAUCUGUCGUUCAAUCUGGGCUUUCCCAAUGCGUUCGACCGCUCGCAUGGCCGCACCGGCUCGUUCCUGAUGGUGCACGGAGAUUGUUCGUCGCGCGGCUGUUACGCGAUGACCGACAAGUACAUCACCGAGAUCUACGCGUUCGCGCGCGAGGCGCUGCGCGGCGGCCGGCAGAACGAGUUCCAGGUGCAGGCCUUCCCGUUCCGCAUGACGCCGGAAAACAUGGCCGCGCACCGCGACAGCCCGCAUUUCGAGUACUGGAAGAUGCUCAAAUCGGGCUAUGACCAUUUCGAGCUGACGCGCACGCCGCCCAAGGUCGAUGUCUGCGAGCGCAAGUACAUCUUCAACCAGAUCCCCGAGGACGGCGACUUCGAAGCGGCUGCGCAGUGCCCGCAGACGACGAUGCCGGCGCCGCUGGCCAUCGCCUACAACCAGCUCAAGCAGCAGCACGCGCUGCAGUUCGAGCGCGCCGUGGCGCGCCUCGAGGGCCGUCCGCUCGAUCUCAGCGAGGGCAUGACCGGACUUCUGGACCUGCCGCCGACGCCGGUGCGCCAGGUCGAACCGCUCACGCCGGCCGAGGUAUUGCCGACCAUCGGCCAGCCGCCCGAGGCAUCGGUUCAGCCGGCGCCCGCCGUUCAGCCUGCAGGACAAUCCGCGCCGUCAUCGGCCCAGUCGACGCCGCUGACGGCGAUCACGCCCGGCACGGCCGGCCCGAUCAUCGCGACGUCCAGCGGAUCGGGCAUCACCGCCAAUUCCGGCCCGCAGGCGGCUCCGGCUGCGCCGGGCGUCGCCCCGGAUUCCGGCGCCGGAACCGGGGUUCCCCUGCCGGCCUCGCGGCCGUUGCAGUGA
This is a messenger RNA of Effrenium voratum, 1209 nucleotides long. NCBI's taxonomy places the organism in Eukaryota, Dinophyceae, Suessiales, Symbiodiniaceae. The record is from the annotation of a GenBank genome assembly.